UCAUCGUGUAAAUAAAAAAAAGAAGUUUGAAAACGGCAAAUCACCGCUUAACAAUUUUAUAGAUUUGCUUGUAUAUUUCAUUAUUAUUUCUUAUUAAGAAUGUCGUUUAUGGGUGAUAUGAUGAAUCCCGCACCAUUGUGGCAUAAUGGUCCAUCGCCUGGGGCAUUUUAUAGCUUUCCAGCAAACGCAAAUUCAUUGAAACCCACAAGUCACACUGUUCAUGAUAUAAGAUCACACUCAGCGACCCCAAUAACCACCACAACAACAGUCAUAGGCCUCAAGUUUGACAAGGGCUGUGUGCUUGCGGCCGACACAUUGGGCUCCUACGGCUCUCUAGCUCGGUUCCGAGACUGUCCCCGGGUGACCAAGGUCAACGACCUGAUCAUGUUAGGUGCUGGCGGUGAUUAUGCAGAUUACCAGUACUUAAAAGAUAUUAUUGAACAGAAAAUCAUUGACGAGCAGUGCAUCGGUGACGGUCUGCAGCUGAAGCCGCAGUCGCUGUACUGCUGGCUCACCAGAGUCAUGUACAACAAGAGGAGCAAGAUGGACCCCUUGUGGAACAACUAUAUCGUUGCCGGGAUACAGGACGGAGAGCCAUUCCUAGGUUCAGUGGACAAGCUGGGCACAGCAUACGAGGACGCCACCAUAGCCACUGGACUUGGCGCGUACAUGGCCACGCCUCUGUUACGCGAUGCCACUGAGAAGGGGCCCCUCGACGAGGAAGCUGCUAAGGCUCUAGUCCGUAAAUGCAUGGAGGUGUUAUUCUACCGAGACGCGCGCUCCUUUCCGCGUUACCAGCUAGGCGUGGUGACCUCCGCCGGCGUUACCAUUGAGGAGCCCGUGGAGCUCAAGCAUGACUGGUCACUCGCACACAUGAUCCAGAUGAAGUGAAUUAUGUAUUACUAUUUUUUCUUUAUUAAUAAAAUAUUCUAAAAUGUC
Bicyclus anynana (squinting bush brown) is the source of this 939-nucleotide messenger RNA. It is a transcript of the gene Prosbeta7, whose product is annotated as proteasome subunit beta type-4. Gene Ontology annotation, cellular component: proteasome core complex. The coding region runs from base 100 to 891 and encodes 263 amino acids. The record is from RefSeq and is a predicted model, not a curated record. The transcript has 5 exons. NCBI's taxonomy places the organism in Eukaryota, Metazoa, Arthropoda, Insecta, Lepidoptera, Nymphalidae.